Molecule: messenger RNA, 1050 nt
Organism: Trematosphaeria pertusa
Lineage: Eukaryota; Fungi; Ascomycota; Dothideomycetes; Pleosporales; Trematosphaeriaceae
Product: phosphoglycerate mutase-like protein
Exons: 2
Coding region: 1-1050 (349 amino acids)
Biological process (GO): positive regulation of DNA repair; regulation of pentose-phosphate shunt; negative regulation of programmed cell death
Cellular component (GO): cytosol
Molecular function (GO): fructose-2,6-bisphosphate 2-phosphatase activity
Source: RefSeq, a predicted model, not a curated record
AUGGCGAAACAGAUCAAGCUGUUCUUGAUCCGCCAUGGCGAGACGGUGGAUAAUGUCGCUCAAGUCUACGCCGGGAGCAAGGACUCAGAGCUCACCAACCAUGGCUACCAGCAAGCCACUCGUCUAGGCCAGCAUUUCAAAUCCUUGGGGCUCUCCUUCACGCACAUCUUCUCUUCCCACCUUCAGCGGGCUGCGAAAACGGCUGCCUUGAUUCGGCAAGCUCAGGCCGCCGUUUCGACCGACGAUGAUUCUGCACAAACGGUGCCAGACGUCGCACAGCUCCCCGUGCUUAUGGAGCAGGACUUUGGCUUCUUUGAGGGGAAGAAGUGGCACGCAAGGCCGGCAGAUUCGGGGCUGAGCGGAAAAGAGCAACACCGUCAGGCGCAUAAGGACACGGAAGGAUUUGUGGACAUUGAGUCGAAGGAGUCAAUGGCACAACGUGUCGACAGCUUUCUUGAUGCACAUCUGUUGCCGCUGUUGCAUAAUUCGACAGAGCCGGCGAACCAUACGGUUGCCGUGGUCUCGCAUGGGAUCAUCCUGUCUGUCCUCUGGAAGCGCCUUCUGCUGCGAUUGCCACCGAGGAGCGUGGCAUUGUCCCCGGAACUUGCUGCCACCACCCGUGUUUCCCUCGAGCACCUGGGAGGUUGGUCGAAUACCGGCUACUUGGAAUUAAAUAUGAGUAUGCCGCUCGUUCAGGAACCGAUCCUUGCAACCGAUGCGUUGCCGCCUUUGGCGCUCAAGCUACUCCCGUCGAAGCCUGUCGCAACUACUGAGACCCAGGCCAGACCUGCGCAGACCACGCAGAGUGACAUGAGUGAUACCGCUCUCGUCGCACAAAAACCUCUGGUUACAAGCACUGGCCCCGCAGCUGUGGCUACUCCGCUGCUUCCAACCAAGCUCGCUCAUGGCUGGAUGAUCGUAAUUCAGACUAUCAAUGGAAGAGAUCAUCUCAGGGGUCUCAAGCGCACUGGCGGUGGUGUUGGAAGCUCUCGCCAUGACGCUUCGCAGAAGAACAUCGACAGCUUCUUUAAACGGCGGAAGGUCGAAUAA